AUGGCUCAUCUUAAAAAGCUUUCAGAGAGGCUAUCAAUGCAGAUGAAGCCAACGGUCAAAAAGCUUGUAACAAUUCUUGAUGGCAGCGAUGAAAGUACCCUUCAAAUUGAAAGCAACAGACUUCCUAAUAUCACCAGGAAAUGCAAAGAAUUAUACAUCCCAUCCCUACUGAUGACAGCAGCCUACAAUAAAUUACCAUGUCUUUCAGCCACACAAAUAGGCAUUGAUAUUUCUGCUAUGGUUGUUCACAAGAACCUCGAGCCAAACAAAUGGAGUGACUACAUAGGGAUUGAAUCAGACUACAAUGUCUAUAUAAAUCCUCUGAUAAAAAAUAUUAGCAAGGAAAGAGAUUUACAGCUAGAAGAAUGCCCAUCUUUUCCCAAUAUACAAGCUGAAAUAUAUCGAUAUAAAAAUAUUGAUAUUAAAUAUAAGAAUCUCCAAGAUCAAGAAAUUGAAGAAUCGCUUGAAGGGUUUAAUGCCAGAAUUUUCCAAAAAUCGAUAGACUUGCUAUGGGGAUUUAAUAUUAUAAGUUUUUCUGUGACUAAUGGAAAAAUUAAAUACAAAAAUCCGAUAGAAAAUUCAGUUCUUGAUGAAGUUUUAGAAGAGUUUAAUAAGCGAAUGGCAGAAGCGAAAAGCAGGUUAGAAGAUAGAUACAUACUCCCCACCUCCAUGAGCAAACAAAACAAUUAGAAAAAUCCCUAUUUUUUGCUCAAAAACCAACCCCUGCGUGAGCGAACAAAAAUUUUUAUGGAAAAAAUUUUGAUAUAAGUGAUAAUUAGUAUAAUAAAAUCUCGAGCUAAUUCUGUUUAAUUUUAAACAAAUCGCGUUUUAAAACAUUAAUUUUAUAAAUUAAAUUAAUAUUUGCUUUCCGAUUUUUGCGAAUUAGAUUUUUUUUAAAUUUUGAAAAACCAUUUUUUUUAUUAUGUGUAAAUUUUUUUAAAACAAAAACUUAACCCCCUCCAUGAGCGAACAAGAUUUUUUUGUUUGCUCACAGAUGGGGAGGAGCUAGUAGAUGAGUCUUUUAAAGAAAAUGUAGAUAAAAGUGAUGCUGACAAAAAUGAGUAUUUUGAAAGGGUAAUUUUGGAUUAUGAGUUUGAACUCGAAUUUUUCCAAAAUGUCUCUGAGGCCAUGAAGGAAGAUUUAUUAGAAGAGAAAAAGGAUGAUAAAUCUGAGCUUGAUUAUGAAUCUGAGCCUGAACCUGAAACUAAACGUAGAUCUAAGCCAAACUCAAAGUCUAAUACGCAUAAAUAA
Blepharisma stoltei is the source of this 1251-nucleotide messenger RNA. Lineage: Eukaryota; Ciliophora; Heterotrichea; Heterotrichida; Blepharismidae. The record is from the annotation of a GenBank genome assembly.